AGCAGAAGUCAGAAAGUCAAAUUUCUGUAAGGGGGGUCUUCUGGCUCAAAUGUGGACUUUUCCGCCGUUUCUGCUCCCUGUUCCCACCAUCCAGAGCUGGGGGGUGUAAUUAAGACCGAGUUAUAGUGCGCUGAUUUCUAGUUAAAGUUUUUAUGUGACUUAAAGGAGGUUAAUUGGACUUGCGGACUUGUUGGCUCCUCUCUCCGGUUGUUUUGCGCUGCGUAAAAACGCAGCUCGUCUGCGCGUCUAAAUCCGCCAGCAUGACCGCAGCGCAUCUUUGGUUUUAAAACUGUCAUGCGGGCAACAUUACGGGGGUGACAUCCCCUGCUGUGGCGACCCUCGGUGAAUGCGCUUCCUGCGUCCUUCCUGUGGAAUGGCCGGAGUCCAGGUGUCUGCAGCAGCGGGGAACCGAUGCGGCCGCCCGGAGGAGCCAGCCGGGAAGUGACGGAGCGCAUCAGACUGGGAUGCAAGAGAGAGCCUGACCACAGAGGGACAAUCUCCAGCUUCUUUUACCUGGACUCUGUACGGGCCCCCAGGAGCCAUGGCCUCUCAGAUGGUGUGCGGGCUCAUCUUCAGGCUGCUGCUGCCUACUUGUCUCGCAGCUGCUUGUCUGUUCAGGUACAAUGUCCUGUCCUUUGUCUACCUCAUCUAUCUCCUGCUUCUUCCGCUCUUUCCAGAGCCGACAAGCACAACAAUGCAAGGCCAAACAGGUCAUCUGCUGCAGUCCCUCUGCUUCACCAGUAUGUCCUUCCUGCUGCUGCACAUCAUCUAUCAGAUUACCAUCAACAGCCUCCUGGCUGGGAACUCCAUCUCCUCUGACUUCAACUGUUCUUCAUGGGAGAGAUCCAUACGACAGAUUGGCUUUGAAAGUGUUAUUGGCGCAGAUGCAGGGAACGGCAUCCGAGUGUUUAUCCCUGACAUCGGCAUGUUCAUGGUCGGCCUGGCCAUCUGGCUGCUGUGUCGCAGUCUGGUCCAGAAGAGGCCGCCUGAGGAAAUGGGCCAGUACAACGCAGACUUCGAUGCAGAGGAACAAGAGGACGAGGAGAAGCCGAGUCCAUAUGAUGACGAUGUCCUGCUGGAGGACGACCUGGAGGCAGGUUAUGAGGCAGGGGAGGAUGAGGAGAACGAGGAGCUUUUUGAUGAAGAUGAGGAGGAUGAAGAGGAGGAGGAGGAGGAAGAGGCAAAAGAAAGUACUAAGAUGAAGAUCCUGCGAAUGGUGGCAGAAGUGGCUUCGAAAGUGAAGGAGAUCAUUGGGAAUCUGAUCACCACUGCAGGGAAAGUGGUGGUCACCAUCCUGCUGGGCAUGACAGGGAUCAUGCUUCCCUCGCUGACUUCUUUUGUUUACUUCUCCAUCUUCCUGUUCCUGUGCACCUGGUGGUCUCUUUGCCGGACCUUUAACACCCUCAUAUUCAGCUGCAUGUGUGUCCUGAUGGCCAUCUUCAGUGCCGGACAUCUUGUGGUGCUUUACCUUUACCAGUUCCAGUUUUUCCAGGAGUCCAUCUCACCAAACGACACAUACGUCAGGGUCUUUGGUAUCGCCCCCAUUGUCCAGACCAACUGUUCCUGCACGUGGAAGCUCACGGUGCACCCGGAUCGUAAGUGGUACCACUUUGUCAAUCCCAUCAUGCUGCUAAUCCUCUAUUACACCCUGGCCACACUCAUCCGCCUUUGGCUGCAGGAGCCCAUCGACCAACUCAUGGAUGAUAAGGAUGAAGAUAUGUAUGAGGAAGAGGAGCAGACUGGAAACGGACUGAAUAACUUUGCCAACAGGAAGAGGCAGCUGUGGUGGGAAUCUCGCCAAGGCACUGACGAGAAAAAUCUUCUCUCAACCCAGGAUGGAAUCAGUACAACUGAGGUUGUACCCACCUCAAAUGGGACGUCUUUUGACUUUGUUACUAAUGGACCACUUGCUUUGGACUUGUACUCGACACCCCAAUAUAAACUGGACAAGCUCACUGACUGUACAGCAGAGAAGAAAGAAGAGUCUGUGUAUGAAGUGAGCUUACCCCCAGAAGAUUCGGCACUGAAAGAGUCAGAGGAUGAGGAGAAUGACAUUAAGAAAAAAGGAGUCGGAGCAAUGGUUAAAUUCUUCCAUUUCAUCAUGAAACAGAGCUACAUAUGUGCUCUAAUAGCCAUGAUGGCGUGGAGCAUCACAUAUGUCAGCUGGCUGACUUUCGUCUUCCUCAUGUGGUCCUGUGUGCUGUGGAUGGUGAGGGACCGGAGACGUUACGCCAUGCUGUCGUCUCCUUUCAUGGUGGCCUACGGCAAUCUGGUGAUAGUGCUUCAGUAUAUUUGGAGUUUCGAGAAUAUGCAACCAGUCGCAGGAUUCUUUGUUACGAAGAAAAACCCCUUCCACUCCCUUUCAUCCAAGAUGAUGUGUCUGGUGACAUUCUGGUUGCUGCUGAGACAAACACUAACCGAGAGACAGGAAAAACAAAAAGAAGAGAACACAGGUCUCUUGGAUGUCUUGGUGGACAGUCAGAAGAAGGAGGAGGAAAAAGACAAAGAGGAGGGAGGGGAGCAGGACCUCCUGCAUGUUCUUGGCAGCUUGGUGAUGGGUGUUCUCGUCAAAUACUGGAUCUACAUCUGUGGUGGGAUGUUUUUCAUCGUCAGCUUUGAAGGGACAAUCGUCAUGUACAAGAUCAUCUACAUGAUGAUGUUACUCUCCUGUGUGGCUCUGUACCAGGUGCACUAUGAGUGGUGGAGAAGGAUCCUAAAGUACUUUUGGAUGACUGUAGUGAUGUACACCAUGCUGGUCCUUACCAUUAUCUACACCUUCCAGUUUGACGGUUCUAAAGAAUUCUGGGAAUCAGCACUGGGUAUGAAAGAUGAGGACAAGUUAAAGGACUUGGGUCUGGAGCGGUUUUCAGUGUCCAUGCUCUUCACCAGGAUCUUCAUUCCCACCUCCUUCCUCUUAGCGUGUAUUCUCCACCUGCACUACUUCCACCAACCCUUCCUCCAGCUCACUGAUCUCCAGGCCGUGAUCGCCAAAGAAGAAAGCACCAUCUACAGCCAUGUUAAAGUCAGAGAACGGGUCGAUUUGAUCAUUAAUAGCAUCAAAGAAAAAAUUCCUUCUCAACAGAGCAAACUGGCGGAGCCUGCUGCAAGCCUGGAGGACCUCACCAUGCUCAGUGCCAGCUCAAUUGAGGCUACGCUCCCCAAAGACAAGGAGGAGAAGGAGGAGGAGCAGCAGAGCUGGGGCUCAGGGAACGAGACGGAGCAGGCCCUUGUUGUUGUGACGGACACUGUCGACAGCAUGAGUGACGAGAAGCCCAAAAGCUUCUCCGACCAACGCCAGUCCAGCACAGAGGACAGUCAGCGCUGCAGCGCUGCAACAGAGCCAGAGCCGAGCACAGAGCAGAGCUCAGAUUUUAAGAAUAAGUGGCACCUGGUGGUCGACCGCCUCACCGUGCUCUUCCUCAAGUUCCUGGAGUACUUCCACAAACUGCAGCUCUUCAUAUGGUGGCUACUGGAGAUCCACAUCAUCAAGAUCGUAUCUUGUUACAUUGUUAUGGUCUGCAUCAACGAGGUGUCUUUGCUCAAUGUUGUGUUCCUGGCAUCGUGGGCCUUUGCACUGCCCUACAGCCAGUAUCAACCCCUUGCUUCCAGUGUUUGCACUGUCUGGACGUGUGUCAUCAUUGUGUGUAAAAUGCUGUACCAACUGAAGACGAUAGUGCCCCAAGAAUACAAUUGCACAGUUCCAGAUACCUACACAAAGCCUCAGAGGGAACAGCUAGAGAAAUAUCCACUGUAUCAGAAGAAAUCUGAUUGGAAUGGCAACUGGGUGGGCCUGGAGAAGACUCAAAUUGACCUGCUGCAAUACCUCAGGGAGAACCUGUUGAUGUUGGCGCUGUUGGCGUUUGAGGUGACCAUUUAUCGUCAUCAGCAAUACUUCCGAUUAAGGAACAAACUGUCGCCUCCGGCGGCCAGGAUCAUCUUCCAUGACAUCACUCGCCAGCAUCUUGACAUUGGCAUCGUCAGCUUUGUGAAAUACUUCAUCAACUACUUCUUCUACAAGUUUGGACUUGAAACCUGUCUCCUGCUGGUUGUAAACAUCAUUGGCCAGCGUAUGGACUUCUAUGCCAUGCUCCAUGCCUUUGCCCUUAUAGCAGUCAUGUACAGACGUCGAAGAAAGGCCAUCGCUGAAAUCUGGUCAAAGUACUGCUUCUUCCUUGCAAGCAUGCUUACUUUCCAAUACUUUGUCUGCAUCGGGAUCCCGCCUGCUGACUGUAAAGAAUAUCCCUGGAGGUUUCCAAACUCUACAACAGACCCAAAUGUGAUAAAGUGGCUCUAUAUUCCAGAUUUCCAUACCAAGCCCAAUCCACAUUUCCUUGCCUACGACUUUGCUUUGCUGCUCUGCGCCUCUCUCCAGAGGCAGGUCUUUGAUGAUGAAAACAAGGCAGCUGUCCGCAUCAUGGCCGGUGACAAUGUGGAGAUCUGCAGAGACCUGGACGCCGCCUCCUUUAGCGUCCAUAACCCCGUCCCAGACUUCAUCCACUGCAGGUCGUACCUCGACAUGCUGAAGGUCAUCAUGUUUAGCUACCUAUUCUGGUUCGUCCUCACCAUUAUCUUCAUUACGGGGACUACCCGGAUCAGUGUCUUUUGUAUGGGUUACCUGGUGGCCUGCUUCUACUUCCUGCUUUUUGGUGGUGACCUGUUGCUAAAGCCAAUCAAGAAGAUCCUCCACUACUGGGACUUCCUGAUCGCCUACAACAUCUUUGUAAUCACAAUGAAGAACAUUUUGUCAAUCCUGGCUUGUGGCUACAUCAACUCCCUGAUCCGGAACCAAUGCUGGUUAAUCCAGUUGUUUAGUCUGGCAUGCACCAUCAAAGGUUAUGAAAUAAACUCAGAAGAAUAUAAAGAUGCCAUCAAAGACUGUGAGCUGCCCAAAGAUGAGGCAGGCAUAAUAUGGGACAGUAUCUGCUUCGCCUUCCUGUUGCUGCAGAGACGUGUCUUCAUGAGCUACUAUUUUCUCCACGUGGUGGCAGAUAUCAGAUCAUCUCAGAUCCUCGCAUCCAGAGGAGCAGAGCUUUUCCAGGCCACUAUAGUGAAGGCAGUGAAAGCCAGACUGGAGGAGGAGAGCAAAUCUGUAGAGCAGCUAAAGCGACAGAUGGACCGCAUUAAGGUGAGGCAGCAAAAGUUUAAGAGGGGCAAGGAGAAGAUGCUCUGCCUGGCCCAGGAGUCCGCCGACGGACAGACGCACGUCCGGCCUGAGGAGGAAGAUGAUGAUGAUGGAGCACAGCGAGCGAAAGCCAAGACCAAAAAAAAGCAGUGGUGGAGGCCGUGGGUUGACCAUGCUUCCAUGGUUAGAAGUGGAGAUUAUUACCUGUUUGAAACUGAUAGUGAGGAAGAAGAGGAGGAGGAGGAGAAAAAAGAUGAAGACCCACCAAAGAAGUCGGCUUUUCAGCGAGCGAUUGGGAAGUUUGUCUCAGCUGUUCUGGCUUUGCCUAAGUCUAUCAUUAGGCUGCCUAAAACUGUGUUGCAGUAUGUAGUCAAGGCAGGAAAGUUUCUUUACCAGGCCUGGAUCACUGACCCCAAAGCUGCUCUAAAGGCACGAGCCAAAGACAAACGCAAGUUUUGGAAGAAGUACACAAAGAGAGUGAGAAACAGGAAAAGCAAGAAAGAUAGUAAGAAAGGCAGAGAGGAGGAACCAAAGGGCAGAGAGGAGGAACCAAAGGGCGGAGAGGAGGAACCAGAGGGCAGAGAGGAGGAACCAGAGGGCGGAGAGGAGGAACCAGAGGGCGGAGAGGAGGAACCAGAGGGCGGGGAGGAGGAACCAAAGUGCGGAGAGGAGGAACCAAAGGACAGAGCUGAGGAACCAAAGUGCGGAGAGGAGGAACCAGAGGGCGGGAAGGAGGAACCAAAGUGUGGAGAGGAGGAACCAAAGGACAGUUUAGAGGAACCAAAGGACGGAGUGGAGGAACCAAAGUGUGGAGAGGAGGAACCAAAGGACAGUUUAGAGGAACCAAAGGACGGAGUGGAGGAACCAAAGGACGGAGCGGAGGAACCAAAGGACGGUGAGGAGGAACCAAAGGACAGGAGAAGUUUUGAAGACGACGAGGAUGAGCACCAGGAAGGUGAUGAGGUUGGAGGAUGGGAGGUACGAGAAGACCAGGAAAGAGAAAGAGCUCCCUCCGAGGCCUUCAGCCCAGAUGAAGGGCCCUCGAUGAGGCACGAUGAAGCAGAAUACAGUCCCUCUGUUCAGGAGAACGACUCAAUCAGCGGGAGCGAAGGCGGAGGAGGACGGCAGGACUUCAUGCAGACAGAAGGUCAGUCCGUCUUGCUCUACACCCCCGACACAGACGCCUCCAAAACGUCAGAUGCUGAAGUGCCUCCCAGCUACAGUAAGGCGGUGAGCUUUGACCGCCUGGAGGUCAGCGACGAUGAAAGUGAUUCUUACAGGAGGAGGCGCAUGGUCAUGACAUCUGACAGCCAUUCAGACAGCAGGUCAGACAUCAUGCUGCCCUCUAUGACCACUGAGCUGACUGCCAGCGAACUGCUGCUCAACAAGAUGUUCUAUGAUGAGGAGCUGGAAGAGUCAGACCAUUUCUACCAAUCUCAGCCGCUGAUCCUGCAGUUCUGCUACGCCCUCUACAACAUGCUGGUCGCCCACUCAGAGUUUGUUUGCUACUUGGUCAUCAUCAUCAACCACAUGGUGUCAGCCUCCUUCGUCACCCUGGUCCUUCCCAUUACCAUCUUCCUCUGGGCCAUGCUGUCGGUGCCGCGGCCCAGUAAGCGCUACUGGAUGACGGCCAUCAUCUACACAGAGGUUACCAUCGUCAUCAAGUACUUCUUCCAGUUUGGCUUUUUCCCCUUCAACCAGAACAAGCUAGACAGGAAUAAACCAUAUCACCCUCCCAACAUCAUUGGUGUAGAGAAAAAAGAUGGAUACGUCCACUAUGAUCUGGUCCAGUUGCUGGCUCUGUUCUUCCAUAGGUCCAUCCUAAAGUGUCAUGGUCUGUGGGAUGAAGACCAGCCCAAAGAGAAGAAGGAGGCGGCUCGUCAGAGCCAGAGCGAAUCUGAGGAUGAGGGGAGAGAGAAGGAGGAAAGCGAGAAGGAGUCUGAGCCGGCCUCAUCGCUGAUCAACACCAGGAGAGGCUCCAAUCACACCUUAAGGUCCAUGACCUUUGGGACCUCCAUUGAUUCAGAGCAGGUCCAGGUGCAUUACCCACAGCCUCAGACCUACCAGAGGAGAAAAAGCUCCAGUGGAGGCUCACAUGUUUCCUAUCGAUCUCGAGUUUCUUCUGCAAGAUCGAAGAGAGGAAGUACGGCUUCCCGCAACAGCAGCCACAAGGACGGCAGUCAGGCCAGUGUCCACCAGAAGACCCGCAAACAGAUGAUCAUGGAGAAGCUGAGGGAGCAGCUCUUUAAAGCCAAGGCUUUCAUCAUAAAGCGGUUUUUGGAGAUCUACCUACCUAUUAAGCAGUUCUUCUACAACCUGAUCCACCCAGAGUACAGCGCCGUCACAGACGUCUAUGUGUUGAUGUUCCUCGCUGACACUGUAGACUUCAUCAUCAUUGUGUUUGGGUUCUGGGCAUUUGGAAAACAUUCGAGUGCGGACAUUACUUCGUCUCUAUCAGAGGAUCAGGUUCCCGGACCCUUCUUGGUCAUGGUUCUGAUCCAGUUCGGCACCAUGGUGGUGGACCGGGCCCUCUACCUCAGGAAGACUGUGAUGGGGAAGGUCAUCUUCCAGGUCAUCUUGGUCUUUGGGAUCCACUUCUGGAUGUUCUUCAUCCUGCCAGGCGUCACUGAAAAACGUUUCAGCGAGAACACGGUGGCUCAGAUGUGGUAUUUCGUCAAGUGUAUCUACUUUGGGCUGUCAGCCUAUCAGAUCCGCUGCGGGUAUCCCACCCGUGUUCUGGGAAACUUCCUCACCAAGAGCUACAACUAUGUCAACCUCUUCUUGUUUCAAGGUUUCCGCCUGGUACCUUUCCUGACGGAGCUGCGAGCAGUGAUGGACUGGGUUUGGACCGACACCUCGCUGUCCUUGUCCAGCUGGAUCUGUGUUGAGGACAUAUAUGCUCACAUUUUCAUCCUCAAAUGUUGGAGAGAAUCUGAGAAGAGAUACCCUCAGCCUCGAGGCCAGAAGAAGAAGAAAGUGGUGAAAUACGGGAUGGGUGGAAUGAUUGUGGUGCUGCUCAUCUGUAUCGUCUGGUUCCCGCUUCUCUUCAUGUCGCUGGUCAAAUCUGUGGCUGGGGUCGUCAACACUCCCCUGGACGUUUCGGUGAAAAUCACCCUGGCUGGCUUUCAGCCCAUCUUCACCAUGAGUGCUCAACAGCAACAGCUCCACACUGCGAACGACACAGGAUUUACUGAAUUUCAGAGACUGAUAGCAAGAGACCAUGACUCCAAAUCUAAUAUGGCGUUAGAGUGGCUGGAGACCUAUAUUAAAGACGAUCUGGUCAUCGCGCAGCUCAAGGGCAGCUCCAACUCUCUGUGGACCAUCAGCCCACCCAGCAGACAAAACCUGAUAGACAUGUUGGGAGCAAAUGAUAAAGCUUUCCAAAUCACCGUCGCCUGGUCUGUGCAAAGAAACCUGAGUCUUGGUGCCAAAGCUGAGACAGCAUCUGGGAAAAACGUGUUAACUCUAGGAAACGACACAAGGCAUGAGCUCAUUACACUUCUCAAUGGGACAGAAGGCAACUUAAAAGUGACUAUCCCAAAGUUGAUUCCGCGCUACAUUCGAGCCCCCAGUGACUCAGAUGCCACUCCUGUCGAACAGCUUGGUGAUGACAACAUGUUUGACGUUUCCCUUAGUCUGAAGCGGGCCCAGGAAUCAUCUGAUCAGAUACAGGAAUGGUGGAUUGUGGACGAGCUUAAACCCGGACCUAUAAUGAUAGAGGGUGAAAAACAGGAAGCAGGCCUGCACAUCUAUGUGUUUAGUGACCAAGUCAGCCCGCCUAGUCUGGGUUUUCUGGCAGGAUACGGAAUCAUGGGUCUGUACGCCUCCGUUGUUCUGGUCAUCGGCAAGUUUGUGCGCGAGUUCUUCAGUGGCAUCUCCCACACCAUCAUGUUCGAGGAGCUGCCCAACGUGGACCGCAUCCUCAAGCUGUGCACCGACAUCUUCCUGGUCCGAGAGACAGGGGAGCUGGACCUAGAAGAAGACAUGUAUGCCAAACUCAUCUUCCUCUACCGAUCGCCGGAGACAAUGAUCAAGUGGACACGGGAGAAAACUCAGUGAAACGGGAGGUUAACUAACGAGGAUGCUCCAGAGAUGUUCACGGGAUCUGUGUGAUCGCCGCUGAAGCGCAACGAGGAGCAAGGGGCUAGUUUGAGCUCAGACGGCAGCGAUGUAGCACUGGCUCCACACAGAAACAGAGAUUGAACUAAUACUGGUACUUUUUACUUGUUAAAAAACAGGGGACCGGCGCCACAAUGAAAAUCGAGCACAAAGUUGUUACUACUGCUCAGUAGGUCAUAAGGUUUUUGUAGAACGUGGCUGCAGCAUUACUGUUUUAAGGGCUUUCCACUGAUGAGCAUGUGCACAGUGAUAACCAGAGCACAAUCUGUGACACCGCCCACCCCCAACAAUUAGAAACUUUGGAUCUGGGUUUGGUGCAAAACUGAGCCCCCAUUUCUGCAAAGCUUUUUAAGGUUGGGAGCACACAGAAGACGCCAUUGGUGACCAAAAAACAUUAUUUUGCUUUUCAAGAGGCUCUGUGAAACCAAGAAAAGGGAAACUAUUCUGUGACUUUCUUGCCUUUUUGUUUGUUUGUAUGAGUAGAACUGAAAUUGUUCAGAAUCACACAUCUUUCUCAGGAAGAGCUGUUUUCACCAAUACUCGUCAUAUAUGUCGUAUAUGUAGGCUUUAACGGAUCUAAACGAAUGUGAGAUUGUAGAAAAGGUGAGAACUAUUUAAAUGGCAUGAAAAAUAUAAUUAGAUGGACUGAAGUCAAGUUUGUUUACUGCAUCCUGGAGUGGGGGGAGGGGGGUUGUCUAUGUAUUGAAACGACAUCAUUGCCAAUCAACCAUAUCCACUCAAUCUUAAUAAUCAUGACUCUUUCUCUCUCUCCAACACCCGUGGGCCUCUCUGUUUAUAACACAAACACACAGACAGCUGUGAGGGCUACAGUUGUGCAUCCAGAAGAAGAAACUUCCUCACAAAAAGGGCUGAGACACGAGCCCUUUGGCCCAAACUAUGCAUUAAAUAGCAUUUUAGCAUGAGUGAAUAACUUAAUUAUUGCCAUGAUCAUUUUCAAAACUUGUACAUACAUGGGGGGGGGUUAUGUUAUUUGAAGGGACGGGUCACUGAGAAAUGAAAUGUGAAAUCCUAGCUGUAUAUUAAGACAAAUUGAUAAGAUGUGCAAAUAAAGAUGUCU
Molecule: messenger RNA, 10319 nt
Organism: Cyprinodon variegatus (sheepshead minnow)
Lineage: Eukaryota; Metazoa; Chordata; Actinopteri; Cyprinodontiformes; Cyprinodontidae
Gene: piezo2
Product: piezo-type mechanosensitive ion channel component 2
Exons: 53
Coding region: 542-9181 (2879 amino acids)
Source: RefSeq, a predicted model, not a curated record